This is a messenger RNA of Symbiodinium natans, 1581 nucleotides long. Lineage: Eukaryota; Dinophyceae; Suessiales; Symbiodiniaceae. The record is from the annotation of a GenBank genome assembly.
AUGGCCGACAUCGAGAUCGCCUUGGCCCACCUUGACGAGGCGAAGAAGAUCCCCCGCCGAGAGGAGUGCGUCCGCCAGAUCCGCGAAGCUUACGCGGAGAGGUAUCUAACGUCGAUUGGGGUGGACACCAACGCUCGAUGCCGAUCCUUGCAGCGGGAAGUGCUUCGACGUGCUCCCCUGAGCGAAUGUCAGAUCGAGGGCGCCUGGAAUAACCGGGGCUCUGCCGUCAUCGACCGACUCCGCAUCCGCCAGCCGCGGCUGGGCGAGGAGGACGUGGAGAACGAGGAGGAGGAGCAUGCCGAGCUGGAGGAAGCCGAGGGCCAAAUUUCGCACAGCCGGGUCGGUCACACAGGUUACAUCAAGCCACUGCUCGGAUGGGUGAAUCCGUAUCAGAUCAAUGCGCCGGGACCCAGGACCACGCGCGAGCUUCCCUUCCUUGGCGGAGGUACUUGCGCCUGGCUGCCCACCAGUGAGACCGACAUUGACUUGACGCACGAGCUGGAGCGAGUCCGCAUGCAGGCUCGUCGUCGCGGCGUCGCACCCGGCAGCACUGUGGAUGGCCAGGCGAAGACCUCCUCACUGCUGCUCGGCUCUCUAACGGAGAAGCGGCUUCAAGAGCUGAAGCGCAAGUUCCUUCUGCCUUUUGCCAGCCAGCGACUUGUGAAUGGCAAGCUGGUGGUCGUCCCCUGGCUGCCGCGAGCACCCAAACCGCUGCAGGUGCCGGACAACCAACUACGCCAGGCCCGGGCUCCAGUGAAUGCAUCCGUGGAGGACAUCAAAAAGGCCACCGUUCGCCUGGUGAAGGGACAGCACCAAAGCGUUCCAGCAGUCUUUGGAGAUGUUUGUGAAGUUGCCACAGGGUCAGCUUUUGAUUUCCGUUCGGGUCAGUCCGUGACAGUCCCUCGCUGUGACAUUCUGGUGGCUGGAUACUCAUGCAAGGAUAUAUCUGUCCUGAACAAUGACCCAGCUACCGUCGAUGAUGUGACACGAGGGACAGGUCAGACAUUGCAAGCAGCUCUGUCAUACAUCAGUUGCAAUGAGCCCACCAUUGUCAUCCUGGAGAAUGUCCAGACUAUGUAUCAAGUCCGCUCUGUGGAUAAGGGUCAGAAGCCGGUCACGUACCUCGUGACGCAGAUGAAGCGCAGAGGCUACGUCGGCCCAGACUCUCAACUGUUGCUGAACAGUUUGCAGUUUGGUCUGCCGCAGUCACGGCCACGUGCGUGGAUGGUGUUUUUCCAUGCCGAGCAGCUGAAUGGGGCGCAGACGCUGGCACAACUUGUUCCUGACCGAAUUUUCGCGCCUCAGCAUCGACCGUGGCCCUUGCAGAUGCUUCUCGCCGAGGAUGCGGACCUGCCUGAAGGUCGUCACUCUCGGCCUAUGACGUUGCAGGAUUUGCGAGCUCCUUUGCGCAAAGCCUCAGACUCGGGCAAGAAAUGGGUCGGUCAUCUUACUUCCUUCAUGGAAGAAGCGGAAAUCUCGGAGCAGCAGCUCCUUGAACAAGUUAACCACCUGCAAAGGUGGUCAGUCGCCGCGAUGCCUGCAUCUCUCCAGCAAAGCUGUGACCAGCUAGUAGUUGGCUAG